Haliotis rubra (blacklip abalone) is the source of this 660-nucleotide messenger RNA. Its product is annotated as high mobility group nucleosome-binding domain-containing protein 5-like. The transcript is spliced from 2 exons. The coding region runs from base 1 to 660 and encodes 219 amino acids. NCBI's taxonomy places the organism in Eukaryota, Metazoa, Mollusca, Gastropoda, Lepetellida, Haliotidae. The record is from RefSeq and is a predicted model, not a curated record.
AUGGAAUGGAAGAGGAAAGGAGGAGAGAAAUGGAAGGAAAGGUGGAUGGAAGGAGAGGGAAUGAAGGAGAGGAGAAGGAAAGGAGGAAAGGAAGGAAUGGAAGGAGGAUGGAAGGAAGAUGGACGAGGAGAAGGAAGAGAUGGAGACGAGAAGGAAGGAAGGAAAUGGAAUGGAGGAUGGAUGGAAGGAGAGGAUGGAAAGGAUGGAAAAAGGAAGUGGAGGAAAGGAAUGGACAAGGAGGAGGAAGAGGAAGGAUGGAUGGAAGGAAGAAGACAAAGACAGGGAAGGAGAUGGAAAGGGAAGGAGGAUGGAAGGAAGAGGAUGGACAUGGAAGGAAAGGAUGGAAGGAAGGAAGGAAAGGAGGAAGGAAAGGACCAGAAAGGAGAGAGGAAGGAUGGAAAGAGAAGGAAGGAAGAUGGAAAGGAAAAGAUGGAAGAAGGAAGGAAGGAAAGAAAUGGAAGGAAGGAUGGAAGAUGGGAGGAUGGAAGAUGGAAGGAUGGAGGAAAGGAAAGGAAGAGGGAGGAAGGAAAAUGGAGGAAGAAGGAAAGGAUGGAUGAAGGAAGGAAAUGGAGGAAAGGAGGAGAGAAGGAAGGAAGAGAGGGAUGGAAGGAAGGAAGGAUGGAGUGGAAGGAGAAAGGAUGGAAGAGAAUGGAAGGAUGA